Apiotrichum porosum is the source of this 1113-nucleotide messenger RNA. RefSeq lists its product as uncharacterized. The coding region runs from base 1 to 1113 and encodes 370 amino acids. Gene Ontology annotation, cellular component: nucleus. Gene Ontology annotation, biological process: regulation of cell cycle. The record is from RefSeq and is a predicted model, not a curated record. The transcript has 4 exons. NCBI's taxonomy places the organism in Eukaryota, Fungi, Basidiomycota, Tremellomycetes, Trichosporonales, Trichosporonaceae.
AUGAGCGACUCUCAACGAGCUGCUGCUGAGAACAGCCUUUCGGCUGCCCGCGCCAACAUUGCUGCAUCUCUGCGUGCACUUGACGUGAUCGGCAAGACUUCGUCGAACUCGACUGCCGUGCCCGUCCCCGCCUCUGGCCUUCAUGACAUUACGAUCCAGCUUCUUACCCAGCUGCGCCAGACUGUCACCACCCUCGCCUUGACCUUCAAGCCCCCUCUCACGGCCGAGGCGAUCCGACCAUACCUCGACAAGCUCACCGACCAGGUCGGCCGUCUGGUGUCGUGCGUCCUCGCCGCAGCCGGAGGUGGUGGCGAGGCGACUUCGUCUCUUGUCGAGUCGUGGAAUGAUGCCGUGGUUCGCGUCGGUGACGAGAUCCAGCGCCUCCUCACCAUCCUCGAGAAGGGCGUGCGCGAGCCCCAGGCAUCGUCGAGCAAGGGUGAGUCGCCCUACCUUGCCCACACGGGUAUGGUGUGGGAGGCAAUCGACAAAGUCAGCGGCACUUUGCCAACGGACGAGCGUUCGGCCGUCCAGCAGUGCUGGGAGGGUCAGAAGGAUACCGUGCGCGACGCUUGGACAGAGUUCAAGGAGAUGCUCGAGGACGCGGACGAGGAUGACGACGAGGACGACAUCUUUGGUGCUGGCGACGAGGAUGACGACGAGUGGGCCGAGCUGGAGAAGGCCAUGGGCGGCAAGAUGACCGCCGACGAGAAGAAGCGUGCCGAGACGGCCAAGUCGGUGUUCGGACUGCACCAGAUCCUGCACGCCACCGUUCCUCGUUACCUUCAUCUGCUCGAGCUGCAGCCAGAGAUGACCUACGGACCGCUCCUUGCUGCGGGUGCCGAAGUCGUCGCUGCCCUCGACACUGCCAUCUCGGGCAUGUACCCCAAGCAGGAUGUGGCCGAGAUUAUCGGCUCCGUCGACGCGCUCAACGCCAAGGGCCGUGCCCUCGCCACUGCCUUCCGCGCUAGGCUGGCACAGAGCGCUGCUCCUGAGGACCAGGGUGCCGUGGCCAAGAGCUUCGUUGACCGCUGGGAGACCCGACUGGACCUCGAGGUCAAGGCGUGGGACGAGGCCAAGUUGAGCAUGUCUGCUCUUGCGGACGCGUUGGAGUAG